GUCCGGACCGAAAGCACGCAGUGGGACGUUUCCUCUCCAACACUUGGACUAUGUAAAGUAAACUCUGGUCUUUUUUUUAAUGCACUAACAGGACGGACACUGUCUCCAUUUUGCGCAUUAUUCACACAGCGGACUUCUUUUUGUCUUUAAAAUUGGAGUACAGGAGCCGUGUCGGUGAUGCUUGAGCUGAGAGGAUUCUCCGUCCUUCGGGACAUUUAAGGACGUCCAGCUGUGUGUGCGUUUUUGUUUUUUUAUUUGUUGGUGACUGCAUGGAUUACAUUUAUCACCCGUAGACACUAUUCUGGACUAAAAGUAUCCUGACGCACAUCCACCUAAAGCGCAGCGCCCUCUCUCCAAUGAAAUAUCUCCCUUCAGGACCAGUAAGUAAGCGGAUCGAGCUCAGUGAGACCAGCGACAUUACAAAGCCUCGCCCCGGUGCUGUGGUGUCUCUAUUGACCCCUCUGGACCCACUUCGGCAGGCAAAGCGGCUCCCCAUCCGAGUUCUCAAGAUGUUGUCUGCGCACACCGGACACUUGCUACACCCGGAAUAUUUACAGCCUUUGACGCCCGCGCCAGUGAGCAUCGAGCUGGAUGCCAAGAAGAGUCCACUGGCCCUGCUGGCACAGACCUGCUCUCAGAUCGGUAAACCAGACCCACCGUCCUCCUCCAAGCUGAGCUCCUCCUGCAGCCAGGGGGAGAAGGAGUCCAGCAGUCGGUCGAAGCACGGGGAGCACCGCCCCUCUCCGGACGACAAGUGUAGCUUCAAGCCCUACAACAAAGGUGGUGGAGACUGUCGCAGAGACGGAGUUACCAGCAGCAGCAGCAGCGAUAAAGUCGGGUUCAGGGUACCCAGCAAUAAUGUCACCACUAACGGAAAUUCAACCAAUGGCCAGCAGUCCUAUCCAGCCCACGCUGCCUCACCCAGCUCCAGAGCCAGCAGCAGCACCCCACCAGGACACACGCAGCAGCAGCACAAACUGAGCCAGUCUCCUGGUGGACAGCCACGCUCUCACACUCCUGGUGGAGAAGCUGCACACGAGCAAGGCAGUCCCACCAGCACCACCAGCAGCAGCAAUAACCCCAAAAAGGACGCAGAUGUAAACAAGGCCGGCUCGGACAGUCCACACGACGCGAACUCCAGCCACGCUCGAGCCGUCACGAACUGCAGCAACGGCAGCUCUGACGGGGGUUCCAACCACGAGGGGGGCAAAGCGGAGUCCACGCAGCCCAACCUCGGCCACGGACGCAUCACGCCCAUUUCUCCCUACAAAACGAGCCAGCUCUUCCCCCUGCCCUCUAACAUGGGCUACCACGGAUCUGUCGUGGGGGCGUACGCCGGCUACCCGUCUCAGUUCGUUCCCGGGAUGGAUCCGACAAAGUCGGGCCUCGGCAUGGGAGGAAAGCACCCGAGCUCCAGCCCGCUCACAGGGGCCUCCCCUCCAUCCUUCAUGCAGAGUCUAUGCAGGGACCCCUACUGUCUCAGCUUUCCGAGCAUGUCCCAUCUCGGCGGAAGCAACUGCAACUCCUGCAUCCACGACCCUUCCCCCACCCUCAAAUCAAACUUCCCACUGGUGUACCCCUCCCACCCGCUGCACUCGCUCCACCAAAGCUCCAUGUCGUCCAGCGUGUCCUCCUCCCUGUCGCACCCCCUCUACACGUACGGCUUCAUGCUCCCCAACGACCCCCAGCCUCACGCCUGCAACUGGGUCUCGGCGGGGGGGCCGUGCGACAAGCGGUUCGCCACGUCCGACGAGCUCCUGGCUCACCUGCGCACGCACACAGCGAUGCCCAUGGGCAUGGACAGUAAGAUGCUUGCCGUUUCCUCCUCUGGACCCGCCUCCUGCCACCUCCACCUCCCCCACCAGAGCAGCCCAGGCUCCAUGCACAGCUCCCUCUCUCUCAGGGCGCCGCCCGGCAUGGGUUUGGCUCGCUAUCACCCCUACAACAAGGUCCAUAUGCCCCCUGGACCCUCCUCCAUCUCCCUGCACUCUCUGCCCACCACAGGCCCGUACUACCCUCAUUACGCUCUCUACAGUCAAAGACUUGGAUCUGCAUCCGCUCUGGGCUACCAGUGAUGCACACCACCCACUUAAUAUGUUCAAAGGAGACGUUCGACACUUUGUGAAAUGCGCUUAUUUGCUUUUCUGGCAAAGAGUCAGAUGAGAAGAUUGAUAACACUCGUAUCUUUCUCUUGAAUAUGAAACCACAGCCCAGUUAGCUUAGCACAAAGACUGAAAACGGGGAAACUGCUAGCCUGGCUCUGUGCAGAUGUGAAAAAAUCCACCAACCAGCACCUUUAAAUCUUGUUUAUUUGAUACAAAAAAGAAAACGAAGUGUAAAAACAUAAUUUCGCCGUUUUAUGGGGGACCAGUUUCCAUCAACACGAUGGGACUCCGCUCAAGAAAUAGUCCAGCACAUAACCUUUUGGAAAAUGGCAAAUUUAACAACGUACACUUCAGUAUUUGUAAGUAUUAAACAAACAAGAUAUAACGUGUUAAUAAGUGAGCUUCAGAGGCGCUGCUGCACAGAGCCAGGCUAGCUGUUU
Anarrhichthys ocellatus (wolf-eel) is the source of this 2545-nucleotide messenger RNA. Its product is annotated as zinc finger protein 703-like. The record is from RefSeq and is a predicted model, not a curated record. Gene Ontology annotation, cellular component: nucleus. Bases 357 to 2075 code for a protein of 572 amino acids. The transcript has 2 exons. Lineage: Eukaryota; Metazoa; Chordata; Actinopteri; Perciformes; Anarhichadidae. Gene Ontology annotation, biological process: negative regulation of DNA-templated transcription.